Epinephelus moara (kelp grouper) is the source of this 4427-nucleotide messenger RNA. RefSeq names its product transmembrane protein 178a (gene tmem178a). The record is from RefSeq and is a predicted model, not a curated record. Gene Ontology annotation, cellular component: endoplasmic reticulum membrane. The coding region runs from base 68 to 1093 and encodes 341 amino acids. The transcript has 4 exons. NCBI's taxonomy places the organism in Eukaryota, Metazoa, Chordata, Actinopteri, Perciformes, Serranidae. Gene Ontology annotation, biological process: negative regulation of osteoclast differentiation; regulation of cytosolic calcium ion concentration.
CGGCAUGACAACGCGCUCUCGAGGGCAAACGGGGAACGGCUGACGGGCGCGAGGAUGGAAGCAGAAGAUGCCCAGUAACGGAAACAGCGGCGGGAAGAGAACGAACGGCAGCACCGGCACCGGCACCGGCACCUGCUCCGGGAGCGUCUCGGUCCAUGUCCCGGCCAUGGAGAGAGCCCGGCCGGUGACGGUGACGGUGUCCGCGGUGAGCCUCGCGCUCAGCGUGCUGUCCCUGCUGCUGCUGGUCACCGCCAUCUCCACCGACCACUGGUACGAGACCGACACCCGCAGACACAAGGACAACUGCGACCGUCACGGAUCCGACUCCAACGACCAGAAGAACCGGGAGAUGCCCAUCUACCACCUCCCGCUGGUGGACACCGGCAGCGGCGGGGCUCGGCACCGGGACGUGGCGCUGAUGAAGCCCGUGCAUGUGGGCAGCAAAGAGGAGGAGCUGUUGGAGAAUUGGCGGGCCAUCCUGGGGCUGGGCAUCCUGGAGACCGAGUGCGGCAGGCCGCUGUUCUCCGUGCACUCCGGCCUGUGGAGGAAGUGCUACUUCAAAGGCCUGGACCCGGAUAUCGAUAAGCUCAUCGACCGGGGUAUCGCAGAUCGCUGCAAAGCUGUCAAGUAUCACUUCUCUCAGCCAAUCAGACUGAGGAACAUCCCUCUGAACCUGACCAGAACCAUCCAACAGGACGAGUGGCACCUGCUGCACCUGCGGCGCAUCACGGCAGGCUUCCUGGGCAUGGCGGCAGCGGUCUUGCUGUGUGGGAGCAUCGUGGCGUCAGUGGGGUUCUUCUGGGAGGAGAGUCUGACGCAACAUGUCUCUGGUCUGCUGUUCCUCAUGGCAGGGAUCUUCUGCACCAUCUCUCUGUGUACAUACGCCGCCAGCGUGACCUACGACCUCUCCAGAAACCCCCCCUUCAUCUACGGUCUGCCGGCAGACGUGGAUCACGGUUACGGCUGGUCCAUCUGCUGCGCCUGGGCCAGUCUGGGUCUCACAGUGGCCUCCGGCUGCCUCGGCACCACCUUCCCCUUCCUGAGCCGCGCCGGAGCUCUGCACUCCAAAACCGCCCGCGAGUCCUCCGUCUGAGCCGCUGGCUGCCAAUCAAACAGAGGAGGAGGAGCGGGAGGGGAUAAUGACCGAACCUCGGGCUGCACCUGGCUGAUGUAACAGACUGGAGGCGGGGCGUCGGCCUCCAGGUGGAGCUGCAGGAGUUCAGCACCUGUUUCUAAAAUGUGUUCAAAGAAUCGCACUUUUAAUCUGAAGCAAAGUGUUUGUAAGACAGACGUGUGUCCCUGCACCACAGUGCCCCCUGCUGUGGAGUUUAUCAUGUGGACAUUCAUGUAACACACACACACACACACACACACACACACACACACACACACAUGCACACACACACACACACACACACACACACGCACACACUAUAAUGUGACAGCUGCAGUCAAGUCCGAGUCAGACUGAGAGCAGCCGAAACUGACGCUUCAGUUAGACCAAAAUCCACCAGGUGACACUGGCAGGAAACUACAGGAGCUAACAAGCUAACAGGCUAACCUAGCAGUUCACAGAAUCAGUGACAUCGUCUCUGCAGCCAGUCAGCAUCCUUCCUUUGUAUGGUCUCACCUGUAAACAAACACUUAAAUCUUCAGUUAUGACUCGAUAGUUCAGACCGACGAUUCACUACAAGAUGAAACGUCACAGAGAAAAGUGUCAGCGGUGUGAACUGGCCGGUCUGAGCUCGACUCAAGCCGGCUGAUGAUGUCACCUGACACUCAGCUGGUCAAAUGGUCGACGAUGGGUUUUAAGGCACGUCACCUGUUUCAACAGCCAGUCAGCUUGUAGUGAAGUCAGCUGGUCAAGUCAAAAUGACCACAGACGGCGUGUUGGCUUGCUGCAGCAGGUGCUCCGUCCCCACAGAGCCCUCUGUUUCUGUCCUCACGGUGUGCUGGUGUCAGACGGUGGGUCGCUGCUGCUGCUGCUGGCUGUAUGUGCUUAUGCCCCGCCCACACACACACAUUCUCAUUGACUGAUGAAUUGGCGCUGGUUAUUUAUAUUAUUGUGGCGUAUUGAUUAUGAAUACAGUCCAUCUGAUGCUGGUUUUGUUUCAUCACUGUAGCCAGUAUCUCACUAUCACUAUCCUCAUUCAGAUUUUAAGAAGCUACAAAUUAUAUUCAGCCACAAAAUAAGUCUGAAAAGCUGCAAAUCAGAACGAAGCACAGAGAGUUGUUGACUAGAGAUGAUACACCGUCUCAUGGUGGUCACUUCCUGUCAACGUUACAGAUCAGAAGUACAGAGAGUUGUUGACUAGAGAUGAUACACCGUCUCAUGGUGGUCACUUCCUGUCAACGUUACAGAUCAGAAGUACAGAGAGUUGUUGACUAGAGAUGAUACGCCGUCUCAUCGUGGUCACUUCCUGUGAACCAGCACUUUUGGCAGUGGCUUCCUGUUUGAGCUGGUCUGGUUGUGAAUCUUCGGUCUUUAUAGAAACAUAUCAGGGAGGUUUGCGAGGAAACGUUCAGACUCGACUGCGGCAGCAAACACACUGUAGAUCUCAAGAUCCAAACCUGCAGCUCCACAUCCGUGACAAACAUUUAAACAAAUCUCAGAGCGUCUUUCGUCUGUUUCAGAGCAGCUUGCUGACGGAACAAAAUCAGUUUCACAAAUUUACCUUCAGUGGUGUCUUUGAGUUCAGAUUCCAGUGAAUCCAGUCAGAUCAUGAGGUGAUGAUCAUCCUCACUAUCACUGGUUAAAGCUCUUAAUCAGUCAAACUUCAUGAACACAUGACUGUAGAAGUGACGCAGUGAUGGUAUCAUAAUAACACUGUUGAGUGAUGCGACAGGCAAGUUUCAGCUCGGAUGAAUUUCAGACUGAAGUCUCUCUCAGUGCAGAUGUGACGAGGAGAUAUUUGAGGUUUGGAUCACAGAGUUCAUCCACACACACUCAGAUGUAUAUAUAUAUAUAUAUAUAUAUAUAUAUAUAUGAAAGUGUAGUGUUUUUUACCUGAUGAAGAACUUGAAGCAGUGUUCUGUAGGAGGUGUUGUUUGUUUCGAUGCAUUCAGCCGUCGGCCUGCGAGCUGAGCCACAGACUGACUCUGACUGUGGAGCUGAAUGAGGAACAUCGUGUAUGUCUGGUGAGCGUGUGGAACAUUUACAACAGAGUCCCUUUACUCAUCAAACGAUAAACGCUGAGCCUGAUUCACCCAUCGACUGGUCUGUGGAUCGUUUCUCUGUCCGGAGGAUCAAUGUCCCCUCUGCCUUUCCUUCUUCUUCUCUCACACAGGAAGUCCAGGUGUAUAAACUGAUGUAUUAUGAUGUAACAGAAUGAAUGCUGCUGCUUAGUGCUUUAUUAUUUAUUCAAUUAAGGAGUCAACAUUGAGUCAUCUUCAGCUCAGUCUCAGAUAACCCACAGGCUGGAUGCCAUGUCUGUGUAACCCUUUUUAUACCCUCUAAUGUAUGUCUGAUACCCCUUCUUAUACCCUCUAACCGAACAGGCUGAUGGGAAGUGAAUGUUUCUUCAUCACGGAUUUCUGAUCAGAUGUCAGCAACUAUCUGAUAACCCUCCUGUACCUUCUGGUACCCCGCCAUAACCCUCCUGUACCCUCUGGUACCCCGCCAUAACCCUCCUGUACCCUCUGAUACCCCACCAUAACCCUCCUGUACCCUCUGAUACCCCACCAUAACCCUCCUGUACCCUCUGAUACCCCGCCAUAACCCGCCUGUACCCUCUGGUACCCCACCAUAACCCUCCUGUACCCUCUGAUACCCCACCAUAACCCUCCUGUACCCUCUGGUAGGGCUGUGUGGUAUUCCGAUUCGUAUCGAAAACUGGUAUUUAUUUUCGUUAUGAUAUGAAUUUUUCAUAUACCGCAAUACCGGUGAAUAGCCCAAACAACGUCCUGAACAUGCGCGGUGGGAAAGUGUUUCAGCUGGGACCCAUUUCACCGCUGCACACCACAGGCGUGCUAGAGCCGGUGAGAGUGAGAGCAUAGAGAAAAGUUAAGAGGCGAGAAUGGCUGCCGGAGAGAGUCCUGAAAGUGGAGCAACUGUACCCGUUGCUGAAGAAGAACACGAUGACCCAGAAGAACUCAUACCACAAAGAACAGUGUUUCCCCUAUAUGCAACUAGCAGUGGCGCACCGCUCGUCUUAGCCCUUUAGAAACUACCGUUACAUUAUUUGGCACUACAGACGCUUCAUAUCCAGGCCUAUAGAACAGGUCUAUACCUUGUCCUUUUAUUAAACAAACUAAAUAGCCUUAUGUUAUUUCUCUUAUUUACAUGAAUGCAUGUCAUUUCUGUUUCUACAUGAUUGUGCGUUUACAAUUCUAUGCUCUCUGUACCACGCAUGGCGGAGUUUCGCCCCUUUGCGCACGCACACACACACACACACACACACACACACACACACACACACACAGAUACA